GUUCAGUGUCCACUCCAAGACAAAAAAUUACAGGUAAAGAGAAUUGGAUUGAAGGCAAAAAAACAAAUAAUCAAAGUUUUAGCUAUGGUCCUACCCAUCUCUUGAGACACUGCCAGUCCAUGUGCCCGUGGGCGUGGGUUAUGUUUCACUUUGCCACAUCAAUCCAUCCAUCCUCACACUCCAACACCGAGCGAGCCAUGGCGAAGCCCGAGAACCGCACUAACUUAGCUUCGUGUUUCGUGGCCACCGUUUUCUUGAUCUUCCUUCUCAUUGUGGUCUUCAUCGUUUACUUCACUGUGUUCAAGCCGCAGUACCCCAAAAUCGCCGUGAGCGCCAUCCAGAUCCCUUCCUUCUCCGCCACUAACGGCACCGUCAACUUCACCUUCUCCCAGUACGCCUCCGUUAGGAACCCUAACCGAGGCACCUUCUCCCACUACGACAGCUCGCUCCAGCUUCUCUACUACGGCAGACAGGUCGGCUUCAUGUUCGUUCCGGCCGGAAAGAUCGCCGCCGGCAGGACUCAGUACAUGGCCGCCACCUUCACCGUUCAGUCCUUUCCCUUGGGCCUGGGGCCCACCUCCGUGGAUGGGCCUAGUAGUGUGGGGCCCACGAUGGAGAUGGAGUCGAGGAUAGAGAUGGCGGGGCGCGUGAGAGUGUUACACCUUUUCAGUCAUCACGUGGAGGCCAAAGCUCAAUGCAGGGUCGCCAUCGCCAUCAACGAUGGAUCGGUGUUAGGUUUUCGGUGCUAAUUUAGCAGUAAUUCUUUGUUUCUUUCACCUUUCCAUUUUGUAACUGUAAACUACUACUACUACUGUAACAGUACUUUUCAUCAAGGGUUACCAAAUUAGCGUUAGGAGCUAAAUUCAGCAUCCAAAGUCCAAUAUAUUGUAGCAGGAACUAUCUAUCUAAAUGAUAAUAAAUUGUCUUUCAAAAUUA
Messenger RNA from Glycine soja, 936 nucleotides. RefSeq lists its product as uncharacterized. The record is from RefSeq and is a predicted model, not a curated record. NCBI's taxonomy places the organism in Eukaryota, Viridiplantae, Streptophyta, Magnoliopsida, Fabales, Fabaceae. Bases 120 to 749 code for a protein of 209 amino acids. The transcript has a single exon.